CACAGUUGUUCUGAGCUACCAGGAAAGGGAGGAAGUAAGUCUGAGAUUUCACAAACUCAGCUUUCAGAAGAGGCAGAAUCAAAAUGAGCUGCGAUGCUGAGGUAUUUCAGAAGGAGACACGGCAGUGAGAGAGAGAAAGCAUGGACACGGAGGGAACUGGAGACUUCCAAGCACUUCGAGCAAAAUUUCAAAAUGAUUCCAAUGUUUCUAGUGCUUUGCUGAGAUCUACAAAGAUCUCUUCUGCAGGUAUCAUUCCAUGGCAAAGUACCAACACUGGUUCUCUGACCAAACCAAAGCCCUUGUGCCGAGUACAUGUUCCAAUUCCUGAGCAAAAGACUGGGUGGCCCAUGUCACAUCAGUCUGAAAAAGUACAAGAAAAGCCUAUAGCGAUGCCAAGGAUUAGACUUCAUGAAUUGUCUGAAGUUCACAAGAUUGAAAAUAAAAAAGGCAGAGAUUUGCCAGAGACUUUUAGUGCAGAGGCUACACCUGUGAAAGAUUUGCCAAAACAGCCGCUGACCUCUUGUUUUCAUUCUGGAGAAGAUCCAGUGCCAAAUAGUUCUUUCCACCACACCCUUCAUAUCUGGGAAAAUGCUUUAUCUUGUAAUGACCAAAAGUGUUCUACACUACCAUCACAAUGUGCAAAUAAAACCUCAUCCAUUGCACAACCGAAGAGUGAUAAUGUUCCUGUCUCUGAAGAUGAAACAGCAAAAAUCAGUGGACAUAAGCAAGGACUGGUAUUUGCUGCAUCAGUGAAUCCUCCCUACCUACAUAGUGAAGCUGUUCCAUUUUCAUUCAUCUCACCACCUGUUCCCCCAAGAAGUCAUACAAGUUUGGAGAAGAGAGCACAUGAAGGCAUUAAUGCUACUGGUUCCACCCCAAAUAUUUUUGACUCUGAGAUGCCAAGUAAGAUCAUUCAUUGUUUAAAUGAAGGACACCAUCAUCUCAAAGAAGUCAAGGUUCCAAAGAACAAACCUCUUCCUUCCAUUGUGUCACUUGGUCCUCCUCCAAAGAAACCACCAAGGCCUCCUAAGGUAGAUCUCAGGGCCUUCUAUCAGAAGCUGCUAGAUGCUGAAGAUGAUGAGUAUCUUACUCCUGAAAAUUCUAAAACUGGAGAAGAGAAUACUUAUGAGGAAACUGUAUCUUACCUAAAACAGCCAGAAAAUUCCUCUAGCUCAGAUAUUACUCAAGAAAGCACACAUUCUUCCAAGACUGUAAAAAUGGAAACUAUCAAGAAACAUUUUCUCACUGCCACACAUAGCACUGAAACAGAAGAUGAACAAGAGAGAAGAGAAUUCUGGAAUAAUGAAUCAUCAAAACAACAAGCAGCUAAAGAAAGAUUCAAGACUGGUGACAAUGGAGAUAUACAUGCAAAAGAAGGAAUGAAUGCAGAGAGUUUUGGUGGGAGAAACAUGCUUCAAAAGGGAAAAGCACAAAGUUCUAUGGAGCAAUUCAUAGAAAAGGAUAGAAAUUUUUCAGAUGGGUAUGUGUGCCUGGAAGCUUUGAAAAUCAAUGAAGAUCAAGCAGUUCUGGAUCCCAAGGCUUCCAGACAACAGCAAGCUCUGGAGGAAUUGUAUGAUGAUGUAGAAGGACUAGAAAGAGCAUUUCAAGCCUCUGAUACCUUCAGCUCAUUUACUUCUGACAAUGUUCCAGAUAGUACCUUUGAAGAAAUGUAUGAGGAUGUUCAAAGUGAAGAUUAUAAACCAACAAAAUUGGACAGUGACAAAGUAGAAAAACCAAAGAAAUUUGGAAAAUUGUUCAAGAAAGAAAAGUUUAAAAUGAAGAAUGUUCAGCUGAAAGAAAACAUGUGUUUUUCCUCCUGCAGCAAUAUCUCCAGUUCUGUGCCAAAUUUAGAUGUUGUGACCCAGGAAAACAUGGUGUAUGACGAUGUCAACAUGGAAGAAAAUGAUACAAAAGAGAAGAAUGAGAUGCACAAAAACUGGAAGUUAAGAUUUCUCGUGUCAAAAGAAAAAGAUCGAUGGAGAAACAGCGAAGAUGGUGAAAUUAGCCUGACUCCCAGAAACUUAUUCAAAGUCAAGAAAUACCAUGUUGGAAAGCAUAACAAGAUGUCAAAAGAAGAAAAAUUAUUUAGAGAGAAGUUUGCGUAUACAAAGGAAAUCACAGUAAUAAAAACUGCAGUUGCAUAUUGUUCAAAUACUUUAACCAAAAGAAAACUCGAUUUACGAAUUACAGCUGGAGAACAACUUGAAGUCAUUGAUAUUGCUGAAGGGAACCAGUUAAUUUGUCGGAAUUCUGAAGGCAUGUAUGGAUAUGUGCUAUUGGAACACUUGAAUUUCAGUCAUUAAUGUUUUCUACCUGAAGCACAUCUCAUAUCUAUCUGUGUGGAACUACGUAGGAGGCAAAUCCUGAAAAUAAACAACCAUGAGAAGCUUCUUCACUUGAUGUGCAAUAGGACUGAAUGCUAACAUUUAAGCUGCCACUAAAUGCUAUGUUCUUUGAAUUCUUCAGUAACUCAACUAUCUCUGUCUGGAAGGACCAUUAACUAUGGAAUUGAGUUCAAGUGCUUUUAAAUAUUACCAGUUCUUCAAACUUCUACAUUAUAUGCAGCUUGAUAAACUUCUACAUAGAGGCUAGUAUUUAAUUCCCCAUGUACAUAGCCAAAGUAAUUUUGCAUGCAGAGAAUUCAACACAAAGUUUUAGCCAACCACAUGUAUAGCUCUUCAUGUAUGUCAUGCUAUACUGAACAAUCCUCUGAACUUUUCUGGGUUUGGGGUGGCUGCUAUCAUGAGGGAAACCAGAAAAAUCAGCAUGAACUUGUAGAAACCAUUUUGUAGUUUUUUGUAUCACAGCAUCCAAUUUAAUAUGUACAAAGCUUUGUCAUGUUCAUGUAACUCUAUUUAAUCACAAAUGUAUGAUAAGCUUGUGCAAAUCAAUACUGGAAGUCUUGUGUUAAAUUUGAAACUACUUUUGAAUCCAGAUGUAAACAGAAUCAUAAAGUGGCAUUUACUCAUUUUCAAGACAUAGACCUAAAUGUACAUUCUGAAUACAAAUCAGUAGAUCAGCACUGUUUCUAGUUUGCCUUUUUAUCUUAUGUAACAAGUUUUAAAAAUCAUGAAGGAUUUUGAAUGUAGUUCCAGUCAACUUCAGAAGAAGUUAAUAGAAAGAAAUUAGUCUAGAACAGAAGCUGGUGAGGAAAUGGUUUUUUCCAGACUUUUAAGAUUUGAACCUCAAUUUUGGGACACAAGUGAUAGCUCUUGUGGCGACCACAUCAAUGAUGAUCUGAGUCCAUUGUGGAAGCUUAAUGUGAUCCUCUUUAUCUCUGAAAAACUGCAGUAAAACUAGUGCAUGGGGAAAUGUCCAAGAAGCACCUCUCCCAAAGAUAACAAUAAGCACAAGUAUCUGUUGCAUUAACAGUGAACAACAAAUACCAAAACUAGUCAAUCAUCGUUAGAAAAUAUUAUUUCCUAAUGAACAUUUUGUCUCAGAAAUGACAGUCAUCAAACAUAACGGGGGGGGGGGAUUUCAAUAAAAAAGAAUUCUGAAUAAAUACUUGAGAUUUUACGAACAUGUAUUCUUGUUACCAGUCCAACAUGUAGUUGGUUAAGUAUGUUCAUGUACAUGCUUGCUUUCAAUAGCAUUUAGCCUUGCAAAAGAUUUGUGAAGUUAUUAUAUAAUGAAUUCAGGGGCUUUUAUGAUCUCAUGAAGAAAUAGUAUAUAAUACAGAACAACUGGUGAUUAAUGAGAAGAAAUGUGCAUUUGUAUCCAAUUAGCCAUUAACUGCUUUAUAAUAGAUACUCCAGCUUCCCUUAUUUUUAAUGGGAUGCUCUUAACGUUAACGAUGAGUAAUUCAAAAUAUUUCCUUAAAGGUGAUGUUAAACUGGCAUUUGUUGUAUCAAUGACAUUUUCGAGUGUUUUUAAAGCGGAAGUUUCAGAAAAGAGACAUAAUUACAUGGCCGAAUGAAAAUUGUUGCCUUGUGUUGUCCUCCCUUUCAACUCAUGUUCUGAGUGCAUGUGACUUGGAUUUGGGCACUAUAAGGUUAUAGUUGACAUAACUGCCACCAUGUGACUUAUUAACAUUUUUUUGCUAUUUAAAGUCAGUACCCUGGAAAUUCUCACUUCAUCUUUCUGCACUGCCUGUAGCUUACAACCUUGCCUCCAUACCCUUGAAACUUGAAUCCAUGCCUGUGUGUGUGUGUGUGUGUGUGUGUGUGUGUGUGUGUGUGUGUGUGUGUGUGUGUAAAAGUGUCGAAAAUGUAAAAUCAAAUUGGUAGCCAAAGCAUUUGAAAUGUUGUAAUCUCUUUAUUUUUGAUGAACAAAUAUUAAUAAAACAACCAGCACAUACAGUGUAAAAUAAACCUUUUCAACACAAAUAUGUAAA
This is a messenger RNA of Sphaerodactylus townsendi, 4336 nucleotides long. RefSeq names its product FYN binding protein 2 (gene FYB2). The record is from RefSeq and is a predicted model, not a curated record. Gene Ontology annotation, biological process: T cell receptor signaling pathway; protein localization to plasma membrane; integrin-mediated signaling pathway. The transcript is spliced from 20 exons. Gene Ontology annotation, cellular component: plasma membrane. Lineage: Eukaryota; Metazoa; Chordata; Lepidosauria; Squamata; Sphaerodactylidae. The coding region runs from base 141 to 2303 and encodes 720 amino acids. Gene Ontology annotation, molecular function: protein binding.